Lactuca virosa is the source of this 942-nucleotide messenger RNA. NCBI's taxonomy places the organism in Eukaryota, Viridiplantae, Streptophyta, Magnoliopsida, Asterales, Asteraceae. The record is from the annotation of a GenBank genome assembly.
AUGUUUACGGAAGUUGGAUUCGAUUUUCCUUUCCUUGAAUCCAUUCCAAAACAUCUUUUUGACGAUCAUUUAGAGAUCUGCCACAAUACUACUUUCCAAAAUCCUAUUAGCUAUAUGAGCUCUAAUGCCAACAAUUGGAGCUUUCCUGAAAAGUCGGAAGAAUGGUCCCCUAAUAUGGAAGAUAUCUCGAGCUUUUGCAAGUCACCAAAUUCAUCGAAGUCAUCCAACAUGUGUAGCCCAAAUUUUAGUCCCAUUUUUCCAUUUUUUGUGGAUGAUGAAGUCGAACCAUCCCUAAAUCUUGAUGAACUUAUUGAAAUCUACAGUAGUUUAGAAGAUAAAAAUUACAGCACACUUCCAGACACCAAUAUAGAUCAGCUUAGUCAAGUUCCGACCAGACUUGAAGAAACCCAACCAGAAUUUUCUACGGCCACCAUUGGUAAUCACCCAGGCAUCCAUAACAGUUCAGAGAGAGAUAGAAGCAAGCCACAAAAAUGGGAUUUCUCGACUGGGCACGUUGUUCAGUUUGGCGAGGAAGCAUUUUCCAACAGGAAAGACGGCCGUAAUUUGCCAACAGUAAAGGAGUUGUCAUCGGAUGAUGGGCAUGACGUCCAUGUUCAACAGCUUUCGUUUCUUUCAUGCAGGAGUUACAGAGGGAUAAGAAGACGACCAUGGGGAAAGUACACUGCUGAGAUGCGGAACCCAGAAAAAAAAGGAUCGAGGUUGUGGCUAGGGACAUAUGAGACACCAGAGGCAGCAGCCAUGGCAUACGAUCGAGCGGCUUUUAAGUACCGUGGAUCAAACGCCUUGCUUAACUUCCCACAUUUGAUCGAGUCGCACAAGGAAAUGCCUGAAAAAAAUAUCACGAAGAACUUAUCAUCAUCUUCUUCAUUGAAGUCAACCAAAGACACGAUCAGGAAGAGAACGAGAACUUUAGUUAUUUAG